AGGUGGGUCCCAGCCAUGGCUGCUGCGAACCCUUGGGAUCCCGCGUCCGCGCCAAGUGCUGCCGGGCUGCUGCUGGGCCAUUUCGUAGCUUCGGGGAUGGUCACUCAGGAGAUGUUAAAUAUAUCCAAGAAAUCAGCAUCUUACUUUGCGAACUUCUCCAGACUACAGCAGAUCACAAAUAUUCAAGCUGAAAUCUACCAGAAAAACCUGGAAAUUGAACUUUUAAGACUAGAAAAAGAUGCAGCAGAUGUUGUUCAUCCUUCCUUUUUGGCUCAGAAAUGUCAUACUCUGCAAAGCAUGAAUAAUCAUUUGGAAGCAGUGCUAAAAGAGAAGAGGUCCCUCAGGCAAAGACUGUUGAAACCCAUGUGCCAGGAAAACUUGCCUAUUGAAGCUGUUUAUCACAGCUACAUGGUACGUUUGCUGGAAUUGGCAGUAACUUUCAUUGAAAGAUUAGAAAACCAUCUUGAAACAAUUAAAAAUAUCCCUCAUUUAGAUGAAAAUCUAAAGAAAAUGAGCAUGGCAUUAGCAAAAAUGGAUAUGUUGGUGACUGAAACAGAAGAACUGGCAGAGAAUAUACUCAAAUGGCGAGAACAACAAAAGGAAGUUUCCUCUUGUAUCCCCAAAAUACUAGCAGAAGAAAAUUAUCUUCAUAAACAUGAUGUUACAAUGCCUUCUGUACCUUUUACUUCUAAAGUUCAUGUCCAAACUGUUAAUGUCAAGUGAUUGUCAACUGUUUAUUUUUGCGUAAUUAUAUGUAGUCAUGUGAAGUCUAUUUCUAGCCAGUUGUA
Molecule: messenger RNA, 788 nt
Organism: Odobenus rosmarus divergens (Pacific walrus)
Lineage: Eukaryota; Metazoa; Chordata; Mammalia; Carnivora; Odobenidae
Gene: HAUS2
Product: HAUS augmin-like complex, subunit 2
Exons: 6
Coding region: 16-723 (235 amino acids)
Biological process (GO): centrosome cycle; microtubule nucleation; spindle assembly
Cellular component (GO): mitotic spindle microtubule; HAUS complex; centrosome
Source: RefSeq, a predicted model, not a curated record